AUGGCAUCUACAAGCAACAUGACAGAAAUAAUUUUCUUGGGGUUUUCCCAGAGUCAGCACGUACAAAAGGUCAUUUUUGUGCUUUUUCUCCUGGCGUACAUAGCCAUUGUGCUGGGCAAUGGCUUCAUUGUGGUGACUGUCGUGGCCAGCAGGGGGCUCUCUUCUCCCAUGUAUUUCUUCCUUAGCUACUUGUCACUGGUAGAACUCUGUUACUGUUCUGUCACAGCCCCCAAACUCAUAUUUGACUCUUUGCUCAAGAGAAAAGUAAUUUCCCUCCAGGGCUGCAUCACACAAAUAUUUUUCCUCCAUUUCUUUGGUGGCACUGAAAUCUUUCUUCUGACAGUGAUGGCCUAUGACCGUUACGUGGCCAUCUGCAAGCCCUUGCACUAUGUCACCAUCAUGAACCGGAGAGUGUGUGGCUUCCUGGUGGGGGCAGCAUGGAGUGGGGGCUUGCUGCACUCUGCUGGACAAGCCUUCCUCAUUUUCCAGCUGCCCUUUUGUGGUCCCAACAUCAUUGACCACUACUUUUGUGACGUCCACCCGGUGUUGAAGCUGGCUUGCUCAGACACCUUCCUCAUUAGCCUGCUGGUUAUCAUCAAUGGUGGUUCCAUCUCGGUGAUCAGCUUUGCGGUGCUGCUGGCUUCUUAUGUGGUGAUUCUGCUUUCCCUGAGGAGCCACACGGCCGAAGGACGACUUAGGGCUCUCUCUACCUGUGCCUCUCACAUGGCCGUGGUGGGGCUGUUUUUCAUUCCUUGCUCUUUUGUCUACAUGAGACCCUGCACCACCCUCCCUGUGGACAAGGUUGUGGCGGUUUUUUAUACGGUUGUCACACCUCUCUUGAACCCCAUUAUUUACUCUUUCAGAAACACUGAGGUGAAAAAUGCCAUGAAGAGACUUGUGUGGAGGAAGGUGGCUUGGGAAGAGAAAUAG
This is a messenger RNA of Acomys russatus (golden spiny mouse), 930 nucleotides long. RefSeq names its product olfactory receptor 4X1. Lineage: Eukaryota; Metazoa; Chordata; Mammalia; Rodentia; Muridae. The record is from RefSeq and is a predicted model, not a curated record. Gene Ontology annotation, molecular function: G protein-coupled receptor activity; olfactory receptor activity. The transcript has a single exon. The coding region runs from base 1 to 930 and encodes 309 amino acids. Gene Ontology annotation, cellular component: membrane. Gene Ontology annotation, biological process: G protein-coupled receptor signaling pathway.